AUGAGUAAAGCUUUUGAAUCUCCUAAAUUAAUUUGGUGGAUUAUUAUUCCUACGUGUAUAGUCCAUCUAUUUCUUAUGGCGCAUUGGCCGUAUCCAAUACCUUUUCGGUAUUUGGGUCUAUUUGGUGAUUUCUGUUAUUAUUUAAUAUCUAAUUAUCGUAUUUUAUUAUGUCUUAUUCUAUGGGCUACUGUAAUUGCACACUUAUUUGAAGCAAUAGCUGCACGUCAAAUAUGUUCACAAUUGAACAUCGAUCAAGAUUCAACAUAUUUAUGGAUGAUACAAACGUUUAUCUUAGGAUAUCCUUCGUUGAGUAUUCUACAAGGAUAUAAACGUCGAGGGUUAUGGUAA
Messenger RNA from Rotaria socialis, 348 nucleotides. NCBI's taxonomy places the organism in Eukaryota, Metazoa, Rotifera, Eurotatoria, Philodinida, Philodinidae. The record is from the annotation of a GenBank genome assembly.